This is a messenger RNA of Trichomonas vaginalis G3, 567 nucleotides long. RefSeq names its product GTPase protein. Lineage: Eukaryota; Parabasalia; Trichomonadida; Trichomonadidae. The transcript has a single exon. Gene Ontology annotation, molecular function: GTPase activity; GTP binding. The coding region runs from base 1 to 567 and encodes 188 amino acids. The record is from RefSeq and is a predicted model, not a curated record.
AUGAUUCCAAUAAAGACAGUUCUUGCAGGUCCUAGUGGAGUUGGAAAGACGUCGCUUUCUAUUCGAAUGCAAAGUGGAAGCAUUCAUCCUAAUAUUACGACAACGCUUGGCGCACAGUAUUUAACGAUUAAAACUAAAUUUCAAGGCAAAGACUUCCAAAUAUGUCUCUGGGAUACUGCAGGUCAAGAAAAAUAUCACAGUAUUGUUGGAAACUAUUUUCGUGAUGCUCAAGUUAUCUUGUUAACAUUUGAUAUCUCUGAUAAAGAUACGUUUUCAGCAUUAACUGAAUGGAUGAAGCUUAUAGAGCGCAAUACUCCCAAAGAAAUACCAGUUAUACUAUGCUGUAAUAAAAGUGAUUUAGACUCAGAAAUAGACGACCAGGACAUCGAAAAGUUUUGUACAGAUUACAAUAUAAAUCUAUAUUUAUAUACAUCAGCUCUUGAAGGUCAAAAUAUUGACGAACUUAUUCAGUCCAUAGCUGCUUCUUAUUCGGAAGACUCUACUCAAGUAUCAGAUUCUUCUGUUAAGGUCAAUAAUAAUGAUAAGAAAUCCAAUUGUUCUUGUUGA